This is a messenger RNA of Hypanus sabinus (Atlantic stingray), 1373 nucleotides long. It is a transcript of the gene cfap263, whose product is annotated as coiled-coil domain containing 113. The record is from RefSeq and is a predicted model, not a curated record. The transcript has 9 exons. Bases 39 to 1190 code for a protein of 383 amino acids. Gene Ontology annotation, biological process: cilium assembly. Gene Ontology annotation, cellular component: ciliary basal body; axoneme. NCBI's taxonomy places the organism in Eukaryota, Metazoa, Chordata, Chondrichthyes, Myliobatiformes, Dasyatidae.
UAGCGCCAGGUGGUUUCCAAGGCAACAGUUGGAAACACAUGCUGCUCCCGGUUAACAUGGCGGAAGCAGAGGAGGUGGACAAUUCCAAUGUCGAGUCUGCGGAUCGUCACAAGGAUAAAAGUGUCCAGGAGAUGACUAACGAGGAGCUGCAGACGUUAGUCGAUGAAAUCAGUGCUUCCAAUGCAACCAUGCAGAGAGAGAAUGCUAUGUAUGACAAGUACUAUGAACGGAUGGUUCCCAAGGAAGAAGACCAACAACUUCAAACAGUGCCUCCUGAACUACAAGUGGCACAGAGUCGUUCACGGCAUCGAUCCAGAUCUCGCACAGCAACAAUUGAACGCCUUUUGAAUUUAACAGCAGAGCAAAAGUGCAACAUUGCUUAUAGAGAAUUGGAGGAAACAAAAGAGAUGUUAGCAAAACUGAGACAGGAUUCAAACCAUUCAAUUCAGAAUCUACAGGCUACCCUUGAAGAAGCUGAAUGUGCAUUAACUGAAACAAAGAAAGUAGUCUCUGAAUUUGAACACGACAUUGCAACUUUCUUACAAGGCAAGAAGGAGAGCACAAUUGUAACAGAAACACUCUUUAAGUACUUUGAGGACAAGAUCCAUGCAAAAGAGAUGCUGAUCGAUAAACUGCAGCUGAAGAAUCAUGCAUGGAAGAUGCUGAAGGCGAAAAUGCACCAACAGCUCCAGCUGAAAGAAGAGGCAGGAGAGAUGCUGCGUGAAGUUGACUUCCAACAGCUGAAGAUUGAAAACACACAGUUUUUAAGGCAGAUUGAGCAGUAUAAUCUGGACCUCCUCCAGCUCAAAGUAACGACAGGGAAAACACAAAUUGUUCUGAACUCCUAUAAAAGGAAAUUACAGAAAAUGCUGGCAGAGACAAAACAACUUAUCAGUGAGAUUAAAUCGAGAUGUGAACUGCUUCAGAAGAUUGAACUUGAGACCACAGAAGUGGAAGAAGACAAAGCCAAAGCAGAGAGGCUAAACAGGAAGUUUCGAAAUGACAUUUCCAAUUACAAAGUGCCAGACAUUCUUGAAUAUGUACAGGAGACCUGGAAUCACUUUGACCUAGACAAAAAAAUGAAAACCUGGGAACGCAAGGUGGAUGUUGCAGAGCUGUCAUACAGAACUUACAGUAAAACCUGGGAAAAAAUAAAAAAGUACAAUGAUCAAGGUCAAGACAUAAACUGAUACAGAAUGAACAGGCCAAAGUCAGAACAUGUCAUAAACUCAUGAAGGAACAACAUUCACAAAGCUCCAUUUAAACAAAAAUGAAUUUACACUUGCUGCAAAAGACCCAUGUGUGUUUCAUGCCGCUAGAUUAUUUGGCUUUAUAAGUAUUUAAAAAAAAUAAAACCAGCUUUUGAUACUGUG